Messenger RNA from Anopheles nili, 3751 nucleotides. RefSeq names its product isoleucine--tRNA ligase, cytoplasmic (gene IleRS). Lineage: Eukaryota; Metazoa; Arthropoda; Insecta; Diptera; Culicidae. The transcript is spliced from 2 exons. Gene Ontology annotation, biological process: isoleucyl-tRNA aminoacylation. The coding region runs from base 1 to 3657 and encodes 1218 amino acids. The record is from RefSeq and is a predicted model, not a curated record. Gene Ontology annotation, molecular function: ATP binding; tRNA binding; aminoacyl-tRNA deacylase activity.
AUGAAUAACAUAACCACGGACGAGAUGACGCGGCUGCCGGAAACGAUCAACUUUCCGGCAGAGGAGGAGAAGGUUCUUGCCUACUGGCAAACAGAAAAAGUGUUCGAAACCUGCCUGAAACAGUCCAAAGGCAAACCGAGGUACACAUUCUACGAUGGACCUCCGUUUGCAACUGGUCUCCCGCAUUAUGGACACAUUUUGGCUGGCACGGUGAAGGACAUAGUGACUCGUUAUGCGCAUCAGCAGGGUUACCACGUGGAACGUCGAUUCGGAUGGGAUUGCCAUGGGCUCCCGGUGGAGUACGAGAUCGACAAAACGCUCAACAUCCGCGGUCCGGACGACGUGGCAAAGAUGGGCAUUAAAGCGUACAACAACGAAUGUCGGAAGAUCGUUAUGCGAUAUGCGAACGAAUGGGAGCAGAUAGUGGGCCGAAUGGGGCGGUGGAUUGACUUCAAGAAUGACUACAAAACACUCUACCCUUGGUACAUGGAGUCCAUCUGGUGGGUGUUUAAACAGCUGUAUGCGAAAGGUUUCGUGUACCAAGGCGUGAAAGUAAUGCCGUACUCGACGGCGUGCACGACGGCAUUGUCGAACUUUGAAUCAGGCCAAAACUACAAGGAGGUGACGGAUCCGGCCGUUUUCGUUUCGUUCCCGCUCGUUGGUGACAAGGACGGAGCUGCGUUGGUCGGCUGGACAACCACCCCAUGGACGUUGCCUUCCAAUCUGGCUUGCUGCGUGCACCCAGAACUUGUGUACGCUCGUGUCCAAGAGAAGAAAACGGGCAAGGUAUACGUCAUGAUGGAGUGCCGCAUCGAGGCACUGCUUAAGGGCCCAGACAAUUACACUAUUCUUGAUCGUUUCCCUGGCUCCCAGCUGGCCGGAAUGCGCUACGAACCGUUGUUCGGAUACUUUAAGAAAUACGAUAGUGUGGCCUUCCGUGUGCUAACGGAUACGUAUGUAACCGAAGAUUCCGGUACAGGAGUGGUCCAUCAGGCGCCUUACUUUGGUGAGGACGAUUAUCGCGUGUGUUUGGCGAACGGAGUGAUCAAGCGCGAUCAGGAGAUUGUUUGUCCUGUUGAUUCGAGCGGAAAAUUUGUUGAGCCCGUGAGUGAUUUCGCCGGCCAGUAUGUAAAGGAUGCGGAUAAGAACAUAAUUAAGUUGCUGAAGGAGCGUGGCCGACUAGUACUAGCGUCGCAGGUUAAGCACAACUACCCAUUCUGCUGGCGGUCGGACACUCCGCUCAUCUACAAAGCCGUCCCAUCGUGGUUCGUACGUGUGGAGCACAUGAACAAACAGCUGUUAAACUGCAGCUCCCAAACCUAUUGGGUGCCGGAAUACGUGAAAGAGAAGCGGUUCGGUAACUGGCUGCGAGACGCUCGCGAUUGGGCCAUCAGCCGUAAUCGCUACUGGGGCACCCCGAUCCCUCUAUGGAUCUCGCCAGAUGGGAAAGAGAUCGUAUGCAUCGGCAGCAUCGAUGAGCUGGAGCGCUACUCGGGCGUGCGAGUGUCCGAUCUGCAUCGUGAGAGCAUCGAUCAUAUCGAAAUACCGUCGGCCGUACCUGGGAAUCCACCGUUGCGGCGUGUUCCUGAAGUAUUCGAUUGCUGGUUCGAGUCCGGAUCCAUGCCGUUCGCCCAGAGCCAUUAUCCGUUCGAGAAUCCGUCCGAGUUCAUGAACAACUUCCCAGCUGAUUUCAUUGCGGAGGGAAUCGAUCAGACGCGAGGCUGGUUCUACACGUUGCUUGUCAUAUCGACCGCGCUGUUCAACAAGGCUCCGUUCAAGAACUUGAACGUUACCGGGCUGGUGCUGGCGGCCGACGGACAAAAAAUGUCUAAGCGAAAGAAGAAUUAUCCCGACCCCAUGGAGGUGGUGAACAAGUACGGAGCAGACGCACUGCGUCUCUAUCUCAUCAACUCACCUGUGGUACGCGCGGAAAACCUGCGUUUUAAGGAGGAAGGUGUUAGGGACAUCAUCAAGGACGUAUUUCUGCCGUGGUUCAAUGCGUUCCGCUUCCUGUUCCAAAACGUCGACCGGUUCGAGAAAGAAGAGGGCGUCCGGUACCGGUAUGACUCGGUACGGCACGCAGAGAAACGCUCUGCUAACGUGAUGGAUGUGUGGAUCAUCUCUUUCAAGGAAUCGUUGCUUAAGUUCGUGACGGAGGAGAUGAAGGCAUACCGUCUGUACACAGUUGUGCCGCGACUGACAAAGUUCAUCGAUCAGCUUACGAACUGGUAUGUUCGUAUGAAUCGUAAGCGCAUAAAGGGCGAGUACGGUGUUGAGGAUUGCUACCACGCACUUGAUACGCUCUACGACGUGCUACUAGCGAUGGUGAAAAUGAUGGCCCCCUUCACGCCAUAUCUGACCGAGUUCAUGUAUCAACGGUUGCGACUGUUAUCGAGCGAACCCAUGGACGGUAGCGUACAUUACCAGAUGAUGCCGGCAUCGAACGGUCGCUACAUCAACGUGCCAAUUGAGCGGGCGGUCGCACGGAUGCAGGCGGUAGUGGAACUGGGUCGUGUAAUGCGCGAUCGCCGUACGAUGCCGAUCAAGUAUCCGUUGACGGAAGUGAUCGUGGUGCAUCAGAGCGAGCAAUAUCUGGCCGACGUACGCUCACUAGAGGCUUUCAUUUUAGACGAGUUGAACGUGCGCCGCAUCACGCUCAGUUCCGACCGGCAGCGAUACGGCGUAACGAUGCGAGCCGAAGCUGACCACAAGACGCUCGGAGUGCGAUUGAAGAACGAUUUCAAGCAGGUGCUGGGUGCUAUAAAGCAGCUGUCGGACGGAGAUAUUGCACGGCAGCUUGCCCAGGGUCACUUUGAGAUCGCUGGCCAUCGAGUGGAACUGGAGGAGAUCCGAUUGAUCUAUCAGUUCACCGGUGGCAAUGCGUCGUUCGAGGCGCACAGCGACAACGACGUGCUUGUGCUGCUCGACAUGACCCCCAACGAGGAGCUGAUGCGCGAGGGCACGGCCCGUGAGAUCAUUAACCGCAUUCAGAAGCUAAAGAAAAAGGCCAAGCUCAUCCCGACCGAUCCCGUGCUUAUUUUUUACACCGUAAGUGGCGGCGACAGCGAAGUGCGCGGCGUAGCCGAAAGCCAUCGCAGCUUCAUCGUGGGCACGGUCAAGUCUCCGUUUGUACCGUACGGUCCAGAAGCAGCCGCAAAGCCCGUUCUCAUCGAGGAAGCACAGGAGCUGAAAGGCACCACGCUGACCAUUACGAUCUGUUCGCCUGAGGAUCGUGAGGUGCCUUCGACGCCGUGGGUGAACCUGCAUCUUGACGAGGCCCUUGUUCCUCGCUACCAAUCGGUACCACCGUCGCGUAAGGCUUCCUUGCUGCUCGUGGGCUGCCGGACAGGCCAGGCAUUGACGUUUGAGCAGCUGAACCGGGAGGUAGAGGCCCUGUUUGGUCUUAAGGAUGUACAGUUCAACGUGCUCGUCGGAUCUGAUGGACGACGACUCACGGUUGAAGGGUUCGAUUCAAAGGUACUCCAUCAGCAGACCCUAUACGUGACGCAGGGUGAAUCCCUACCGAAAGAGGGUUGGAAACCCUCGAGUAUGCCGUACGUUGCUUUUCGAAACGUACAAUGCAACGACGGACGUAAAACCACCUUUUUCGAAGAGAAUCCGGUUGGCGUGAAGCGGCCAGUUCCAGCGGCACUAUAAAUUCGUCAUCUCUUUGCUUCGCUUAGCUGCAAUUUAAUUACCGCGAAAAUUUGCCAACACGAAAAUAAUUGUGUUUUUUGUUUAUCGCGCACCU